This is a messenger RNA of Salvelinus sp. IW2-2015, 2429 nucleotides long. RefSeq lists its product as uncharacterized. The record is from RefSeq and is a predicted model, not a curated record. Lineage: Eukaryota; Metazoa; Chordata; Actinopteri; Salmoniformes; Salmonidae.
AUACGCUAUACAGCCAUGACACGUUGUUGAAUUUCUUUUUGUUUUACUGUACUAAGCAACAACAUUGGCUAAUUAGCUAGCAACAAACUAGAAUUCUCUAAAAUGUCUAAAAUACAGUUGUUGAGAGGGUUUCUCAACCAGCGAUUAACAGCGGCUGCUGAGGAGAUAUUCGAGGUAGUUGAACAAACGAUAGCACAGUACCAGGAAGAAUUUGUCCGUACAAAGGAGGAGAACGACCGUCUACAGAAACUGCUGGAUAUCGUCAUUAAACCUGAAAUAAAGUUACAUCGAACAGAUCUGCCCUGCACUCCACCACUGCCCCUGACCGCCUCUUCCAGAAGUGCAUGUACUAGGCUUAUCAAGACUGGCUCCUCACUGAACACCAGCCCUGAGAAGCUCCUCCAGACACCACAACUGUGCCAGUGGCUGACUGUGGGAAGUGACACAGUCAGUGUCCCAGUCACAGCUCUGCCACCUGCUGUUGUCAAUCCACCAUCCUUGUCAACCCAAGACGUCCCUCUGACUAAAGAUGAGAGGAUUGUCCUGGGCAUCUUGGAGAAGCAGCAACAGCAGCUAGCGGGGCCACAACAAGAACAGUGUCAGCAGCAGAAGCAGAAGCAGACAAAAACAUGUAUUUCCUGUGGUCAGGCCAAGUCCCAAUACCGCAAGAAUGGUUCGUCUGUCCACUUUUUCUAUCAGCGUGGACAGGGUGGGAUUCGAACCGUGUCUCAAAAGCAGAUACAAAAGACCUCCAGCAGCUCCCUGUCUCUGAAGAGGAGGUUCCCCCUGAGCAGCAACACUGUGAGAAGGAAUGGAGCCCCAAUCUGGGGCAGGAGGUUAAAGAGGAACAGGAAGAACUCAGGACCAAUCAGGGGAAAGAGCAGCUUCAACGGCUAGAGGAAGACUUCAUAUUCUCUUCUGCCUUUGUGAAAAGUGACAAUGAUCAGGACCCAAGUCAGUCCUCAGAUCUUCACCGAACCCAAAGUGUAGAAAACAGACAGAGAGACCCUGUUCCCUGCACCUCAACUGAACAGAUUAACACAGAAACUGAUGAAGAGAACAGUGUGUCAGACCCAACCAGUGACUCCCGGCCCCUCUCUGCUGCGAACCCACAGUGUUCUGCAGCUCAGAUUGAAAAUAAUGAUGCUUAUCAGAGGGAGAGAGGAGGACCUCAGUCACUUGGAUUAAUGGGAAUACAGACUGUAAAAGGACAAUGGUCCUGCUUCAGUACUAAUGAGGGUAGGGUAUCCAUGGAGUUGUCCCAUCUGAAAUCACCUAGUAGUGUAAUUCAAAGUCCUGCUCUGCCUCUUUGUUAUUGUAAAGUGUGUGGGAAGUCUUUUAUCUCCAUGAUUUCUUUAGUUACUCACAUGACAAUACAUAUGACGGAUGAAGACCAUCUUUGUGGUGUGUGUGGAAAACACUUUGAUUCCACAUGCAAGAACAUCUCCAAACUCAUAUUGAUACUAGAUUUUCUUGUCAUGUUUGUAGUAAACGUUUUACUGUGAAUACUGAACUAAUAAUGCAUAUGGCGAUUCACGAAGGGGACAAAUCAUUCAAAUGCUCAUAUUGUGGUAAAUGUUUCAGCAACCGCUCUAAUAUGAACAAACACAUCAGGAGCCACACAGGGGAGAAAUUGUAUCAAUGUCCUCAUUGUGGCAAAGGUUUCAGCAGUAGCUCUAAUCUAAAAGUUCACAUCAAGAGCCACACAGGGGAGAAAUCUUAUCCCUGUCGCUUCUGUGGCAAAAGAUUCAUUCAGAAAGCACACAUGGAGUUGCAUGUGAGGAUUCACACAGGUGAGAAACCACAUAGUUGUGAUGUUUGUGGUAAAUGUUUCCUCCAUGGUUCAGAUAUGAAAGUGCACAUGAGAAGGCACACAGGGGAGAAACCUCUUAAUUGCAGUUUUUGUGAGAGAAAUUUCGCAGCUCUUGCUUUUCUGACAGUUCACAUGAGGACACACACAGGGGAGAAAUCCUAUGUGUGUCCUGUAUGUAGAAAAUGCUAUAUUUCAUCAAGUGCAUUAGGUACACAUAAAAAAAGUCACACCGAAAACCAAGUGAACAUUUCUAUAGGCGCCAUGGUUGGGGCAAAUGCUUCAAUACGAAGGAGUCCUUACAAAGGCACCGUCACCCAAGAUGAAGUAAAAGUAGCCUUUCUAAAAACUACUUGAGUGUAAAAUAGUAUUUGGUCUAAGAACUACUCAAGCACUCAUUACAUUGUAACAUUGUGUAGACACUGUAAUUUAGAACAUAUUACCACGUAACCAAGGUCAUCCAAUGAAACAAGGAAUAGCGAAGAUAGAGACAAUUGUCGACGGGUGCUACUAUAUUUAUCAGGAGCAAAUCAGGGUGAAUAGCCUAACAGGCUGACUACACCGCGAGCGUUGCAAAAUACAUUUAGACAUACAUGUUAUUCAAUUAUUGCACCCACAC